Messenger RNA from Amphiprion ocellaris (clown anemonefish), 2286 nucleotides. RefSeq names its product adenylosuccinate synthase 2 (gene adss2). Gene Ontology annotation, cellular component: cytoplasm. The transcript is spliced from 13 exons. Gene Ontology annotation, molecular function: GTP binding; adenylosuccinate synthase activity. The record is from RefSeq and is a predicted model, not a curated record. Lineage: Eukaryota; Metazoa; Chordata; Actinopteri; Pomacentridae. The coding region runs from base 241 to 1620 and encodes 459 amino acids. Gene Ontology annotation, biological process: IMP metabolic process; 'de novo' AMP biosynthetic process.
CUUUGUGUUUGAUUCUGAUUAAAACUGCUGCUUGACUUUGGCGUGAAGCUGCAGCUGCGUGUCACUGAUUCACGGCUCGCGCUCGAGUGCGUUAAUUGUGAUUCCGGACACUUGUACGCAUGUGCGAGGUGUGUUAACGUUGCCGUGGAGUGGAAGCGGGCUCCUCCAGUCCUCUCUACUAUCUUCGGUGCAGCAGCAGGCAGCGCAGCGGAGUGCUCUCAGCCCAGGGACCCAGCUGAAAUGUCGGAAAGCGGGAGUCAGGAAGCCGCCGAGGCCCCGAACGGCAGCGGCAGCCCGACGGCGAAAGGGGCACCGAGACCGGCCGUGGGCAACAAAGUGACCGUGGUGCUGGGGGCUCAGUGGGGCGACGAGGGGAAGGGGAAAGUUGUGGAUCUGCUGGCUCAGGACGCCGACAUGGUGUGCAGAUGUCAGGGCGGCAACAACGCAGGACACACAGUGGUGGUGGACUCGGUGGAGUACGACUUCCACCUCCUCCCCAGCGGCAUCAUCAACCCCAAGGUCACCGCCUUCAUUGGAAACGGUGUAGUGAUCCAUCUUCCAGGCCUGUUUGAAGAGGCAGAGAAAAACGAACGCAAAGGGAAAAGCCUGAAAGACUGGGAGAAAAGGCUGAUCAUCUCCGACAGAGCACAUAUCGUGUUUGACUUCCACCAAGCGGUUGAUGGCGUUCAGGAACAGCAGAGGCAAGAGCAAGCAGGCAAGAACCUCGGCACGACGAAGAAGGGGAUUGGUCCGGUGUACUCAGCCAAGGCAGCACGUAGCGGUCUCAGGAUAUGUGAUUUGCUGGCAGACUUCACUCAGUUCUCUGAAAGGUAUAAAGUUUUGGCCCAGCAGUACAAGGCCAUGUACCCUACUCUGGAGAUUGACAUAGAGGGAGAGCUGGUCAAAUUAAAGGACUACGUGGAGCAGAUCAAGCCCAUGGUGAGAGACGGUGUUCACUACAUGUACGAAGCUCUUCAUGGCCCUCCCAAGAAAAUCGUGGUGGAAGGAGCCAACGCAGCAUUACUGGACAUAGACUUUGGGACGUACCCGUUUGUGACGUCGUCCAACUGCACGGUGGGCGGAGUCUGCACGGGUCUGGGGAUGCCGCCUCAGAACGUGGGCGAGGUUUACGGGGUCGUCAAGGCCUACACCACCAGAGUCGGCAUCGGUGCUUUUCCCUCAGAGCAGAGCAACGAGAUCGGAGAGCUGCUUCAGACUCGAGGGAAGGAGGUUGGCGUGACCACGGGCAGGAAGAGGCGAUGCGGUUGGCUGGAUCUGGUGCUCAUCAAAUAUGCACACAUGAUUAACGGCUUCACUGCUAUAGCCCUCACCAAACUCGACAUACUUGACGUGUUCCCAGAGAUCAAAGUGGGCGUAGCGUACAAAGUCGACAACCAAACUAUACCUCACUUUCCAGCCAAUCAGGAGGUGUUGCAGCGUGUGGAGGUUCAGUACGAGACGCUGCCCGGCUGGAACAGCGACACAUCGGCCGCUAGAAGCUUCGAGGAGCUGCCUGAGAACGCUCAGAAAUACGUUCACUUCGUUGAGGAGCAUGUGGGAGUGCCUGUCAAAUGGAUCGGAGUGGGCAAGUCUCGGGAGUCGAUGAUCCAGCUGUUCUAGACGAAGGGGGGAGAACCGCUAGCAGAGAGGAUGCACAGCAGCCAGAAAACUGCACCCUUCUUCCCUUCCUCCCCUCACACAGCCGACCUACCUUCUCAACUCUCCGACAGAGACGAGCGUCACGUCUGUUUCUCACCACCGCGCCAUCGGACCGGACCUCUCUGGAUCAGACUCUCAUCAGACUGACCUCCAUGUUCGAAGCAUCCGUCUGGAUUUUUAACAGUUUUAAACUUUAGAACAACAGCAUCACAGAUCUCCUUUAAUCGCCCCAGCUGUUUAUCUCAGACUCCCUCGGCGACACCAGCUGCCGUCAGGUCUGAGAAGGAGGCGAGGGAUCAGACUCGACACGCAGACCAACAAACUGUCUGCAGGCGUUUGGUUGGUCAAACGCUGUUCAAGUGUAUUUUUGUUAAUCUAUGCUGUGAUUUUAAUGCGCUGUGCCAGUCCCGGUGUAAAUCAUUUAAGAAGUUUUAACCUCAGCACUAGAUGCUUUGGACUGUGUCUGCUUUAUGUUUUAUUCUGCCAGGUGUGCAGCACAUCCUGACACGAUAAAGGGAUCCUUUAAGAUUUUAAAUGUGUCUCUUUGUGUUUUCGUCGUCAGACAUGUUCCGACUUAUAUUGCCUUUCAUUCAACCAAAAUAAAGAUUAGCUUUUGAUUUUCUUGUA